Molecule: messenger RNA, 2244 nt
Organism: Periconia digitata
Lineage: Eukaryota; Fungi; Ascomycota; Dothideomycetes; Pleosporales; Periconiaceae
Source: the annotation of a GenBank genome assembly
CUGACGACAGCAAGAAUGGCUCUUCAACUGGUUCCUUACAACAACUCCAUGCGAUUGGGUCAGGGAUUCAAUUCCUUUACGCAGCAAAUAUGCGUCGACAACUCUGUUAUUGGCAUAUCGGACCGAGAGGAUUCCCAACCAAUAACGCCCGAAGAUUAUAUCCCGAUCGCCGGGCCAGAUGUCCCGGCUUCAGUUGUGUCGCCUCCCAACAAGAAACCAAUCCAAGAGAUUAUCGACGCUGGUGACGGCACUACCAUCGUGCGAUACCCCAGUCAAAUUGUGACAUACUCUUCCAAGUAUGUAUCGAAGUUGAGUGAUGUCAGUAACGAUCUCAACAUAUCUGGAUCUUUAUCAAUCAAGUAUGGCGAGAUAUCUGGUGGAGGUUCCGGAUCCUACGUCAAUACAGAAACGUUCCAAUCUUCCGACAUUAAUUUCCUCGUGACGGUCAAAGUCAUCAAUCAGACGAUCAAUGUCAAAGACCAACUACAGUUCUGGCCUUUGCAGGGAAAAAGUGCCGGCAGCUAUGACUCCAAGUCAUUCACAGAUAUAUACGGCGACAGUUUCAUAUCUGGAUUUCAAGAGGGCGGACAGUUUUCUGCAAUCGUGAGCAUCAAGGCCUUGGACCAGUCCAAUUUGACCGAUAUCAAAGCAAAUGCGCAUCUGGCACUUCAAGUUGGUGUUGGCUCUGUCGAGGCCACCGCGGACGUCAAUUUGAACAAGAAGAACUUGAACAAGAGUUCAGAAGUGAACAUCACUGUGAAUUGGUCUGGUGGAGGACAACUGAAAGAAAGCGAUAAGCCGUGGACGAUUGACACCCUACAGGAAGUAGCUGCUAAGUUUCCUGACCUGGUCGCCAAUGUGCCUCAGCGUACACACGCCAUCUUGACCAAAUACACUGCGCUUCGAGGCUACUUACAGUGGCGUGCCAGUAACCCUCUGCAGCCUUUGGAUUACGAAGUAGCUAGCUUGUACACGUCGGAACUUCUCGAUGUCUACAUGGGCUACAAAAGCAUCUGGAAAGAAAUUCAUGAGAUGCUCCAGGAUCUCGAUGGCGAUGACGAUUAUCUUCACGCGUUGAUGAAAGCACCAGAGCUGAAAAACCCAAUCAGAAUGCCACAAACUUGGGAUGCGGCGAAUAAUAAGUGGGUCGAUGGUCCGGUUCUAGAUCGAUAUGAACCAACUUUUGAAGGACUGGAUCUAGCUUUGCGAAAUUGCCGCAAGUCGAUGGUGCGCAUAGUUGCUGAGAACGAUGCCAUCAGUAAUAAUCCCGCUUUUGCCGUUGAUGUGAACCGACCUAUCGCCUAUCUUCGACCUCAAAUCUUCCGACUCCUGCUGCCUGUACAUGCUCCAGCCGCUCCUCUCAACGUCAAUCUCGUGUCGGGAAACAUUCCUUUCGGAGAAGGCGGUGGUGAAGGCGCAUUGGGAGGAUAUGCCAACCAGACUGUGCCGCCAGAUGUCGUACUUGGUUUUACCAAAGUGGACCUUGCCCGAGUCGAUGUAUUGAGCGGCUCUACACGCCAAAUUGCUCGGCUUUUUAUCACCCAGAAGCUUGCAAACACCCACAAAUAUAUAGCCACAUCGACUGCCGCAGAUAAGAGCGCAUCAACGAGAAACUUUGGUUUCGGUACGACAUCUCUUAUGGCUCCAAUCAACGAUGAAGGUGUUCAGGGGGGCGCGUGGAGCAUGCCUACACGUCCUCCUGGUACAGGUGCGGAGCCGUCGUAUUUUGUCAUGCGUCAAAGGAUCAACUUCCGGGAUUCGUAUGACAAUCAGCCACCUAGUGUUGUCGUGUUUCUGACUGGAUUUGACAUUGGCUCGAAUGGUUUUGUAAAUGCAGUGGUCUCAGCCGAGGCUGUCGACAAGGCUGGGUUCACAGUCGUCGUUACCGCUCUCGACAGUGUUCGAACCAUCGAUGUAUCUUGGUUUGCAUGCCCAGCCGAUGCACCCAACAUCAUUUGUGGCACGUCAGAUGCGCCAUGGGAGAAAUCUCCGAUCAUCGGCUUAGCUGGAUUGAAGGCGCAAGAAUCAUAUUCCGGCCACGUUGGAUUUAAGAACCGCGCAUUCAAGAGUCCACCUAGGAUUUUCCUAGCGCUACGCGGUUUCGUUGUUGGAAAUACCACCGAAAAUAUUCGAUUGCAGGUGGACUCUGCUGACGUUACUAAGAAGGGUUUCAACUGGAAAGUUGGCUGUUGGGCAGAUACCAAACUCCUCGGUGGAGUAGCAAGCUGGAUUGCCUGGGUGUAG